Molecule: messenger RNA, 1081 nt
Organism: Miniopterus natalensis
Lineage: Eukaryota; Metazoa; Chordata; Mammalia; Chiroptera; Miniopteridae
Product: olfactory receptor 5M5
Biological process (GO): G protein-coupled receptor signaling pathway
Cellular component (GO): membrane
Molecular function (GO): G protein-coupled receptor activity; olfactory receptor activity
Source: RefSeq, a predicted model, not a curated record
ACCCCAAUAAUAGCUGUGUGAGGGUGACUGGGAGCAGAGGAGGAGCUGGGGGAGAGAGAGAAAAGGAACCUAUGACGGGCUUCUCAUUCUCUUCUUAAUUUAUUUUCACUCAUCUAAGCGAGCAAUGCUGGCACCUAAGAAAAUGGUCCGAGGAAAUGCCACCUUGGUGAGCGAAUUUAUCCUUUUAGGAUUAACGGAUCGUCCAGAGCUUCAGCCCGUCCUCUUCGUGCUGUUCCUGGUGAUCUACCUGAUCACGGUUGGGGGGAACCUUGGCAUGCUGGUGCUGAUCAGGAUAGAUUCAGGCCUCCACACCCCUAUGUACUUCUUUCUUGCCAGCCUGUCCUGCUUGGACUUGUGCUAUUCCACCAACGUGACUCCUAAGAUGCUGGCCAACUUCUUAUCAGAGAAGAAAACCAUUUCCUACGCGGCUUGCUUAGCCCAGUGUUAUUUUUUCAUUGCCAUGGUCAUCACUGAAUAUCACAUGCUGGCUGUGAUGGCCUAUGACAGGUACACGGCCAUCUGCAGCCCUUUGCUUUACAGCAGCAGGAUGUCCAGAGGCGUGUGCAUCCGCCUGAUUGCUGGUCCCUAUGCCUAUGGCUUCCUUAGUGGCCUGAUGGAGACCCUGUGGACACACCGCUUGACCUUCUGCGGCUCCAACGUCAUCAAUCACUUCUACUGCGCCGACCCGCCCCUCAUCCGCCUCUCCUGCUCCGACACGUUCAUCAAGGAGACAUCCAUGUUUGUGGUGGCGGGGCUUAACCUCUCCAGCUCCCUCCUCAUCAUCGGCGUCUCCUACACCUUCAUCCUCGCCGCCACCCUGAGGAUACGCUCUGCCCAGGGCAGGCAGAAGGCCUUCUCCACCUGUGGGGCCCACCUGGUGGCAGUGACCGUGUUUUACGGGACCCUGUUCUGCAUGUACGUCAGGCCCCCCACGGACCAGUCAGUGGAGGAGUCCAAAAUCGUCGCCGUGUUCUACACGUUUGUGAGCCCCAUGUUGAACCCCAUCAUCUACAGCCUGCGGAACAAAGAUGUGAAGCGAGAUCUGUGGAAACUGAUGCGAAGGAAUGUGCUUUUGAAGUAA